AUGUCAAAUAAAACUGGUUAUAUUGCUGUUCCGCUUGAGGAGCCCGUUCAAGACCAACAGCUACCUGCUUAUAGUAAAGAAUUUCAGGCAACUUAUGUGUUAGCUGGUACCACACAACGAGGAUGUUGCCACCAAAACUGCCAGAGAAGAAAAAUUUGGAGAAGGGCCUUGAUCUUUACUUUGUUAUUUUUCUUGGGCGGUCGUUUCUUAUUAAGUGGCCUUUCAUAUUUUAUGUAUAAUGAAUUUGACGGGGUUAACUUCGACCAUAAACAUCCAGAAAUUGGAACACCUCUAUUUAUUUCUCAUUAUGAUGCGCCUGUGCCACCCAUUCCUAAAGAACCAAUCUGUGAUCCUACCUACAGAUGGAAUGGUCCUUCUGAAAUAUUAAUUGAUCCACUAGAUGUUUCUGGAUUGAUAUUUUCUAUUAAAGGAUUAUCAUCGCACGGAAGUGUCGUUAUCCGUCAAGAUCCACACUUGAAAGAUUUUAUCAAUGUUACAAGCAAGAUUUAUUUGUCAGAUGAAAAUAUUCAGGACGAAGUUGAUAUUAAAAUUGAUAUCAUUGAUGAUGACUACUCUAUUACUAUUGAGACUCCAUCAUUCGAAGGUCCACGUCUCACCCAAAAAUGUGUCUUUAUCGAUACUAUAAUUUCAAUUCCCGUUCAAGUCAAUUUCUUUAGAUCUAUUUUGGUUGAUGUGCCAAACAGCCAAAUCCUUACUGAAGGUUUGGGAAAUAUCGACUUUGCUUACGUCGGCCUUAAAACUAGAAAUGGUCACAUUAAAGCUGAGGAUGUUAAUUUUGCUAUUGGGGAAAUUUCUACUGUUAAUGGACAUGUCAAAGGAUCCUACGUUAUUGCUGAGAACUUAGAUGUUCGCACUAUCAACGGAGCUAUCACCAUCAAUGCUAUUGCUAACUCUUGGUCAGAAGAUAUUUCUAUUAGUGCCAAAUCUAUCAAUGGUCACUUGAACAUUAAUGUGGAAGAUUUGACUGAAAAUCAAGACCUUAACCUUAAAGCUGGUUCGGUUAAUGGUGGUAUUAUUACCACUGUGCCCGAUUCGUACAACGGAAACUUUACUGUCGGCACUUUAGUUGGUUACGCUUAUGUUGAAGGCAAAGAUAUCACCUACUAUAAAAAUUUGCGAAAUCAUAAAAUUGG
Messenger RNA from Dentiscutata erythropus, 1154 nucleotides. Lineage: Eukaryota; Fungi; Glomeromycota; Glomeromycetes; Diversisporales; Gigasporaceae. The record is from the annotation of a GenBank genome assembly.